Amphiprion ocellaris (clown anemonefish) is the source of this 18080-nucleotide messenger RNA. RefSeq names its product membrane-associated phosphatidylinositol transfer protein 2. Gene Ontology annotation, molecular function: phosphatidylinositol binding; phosphatidylinositol transfer activity; metal ion binding. The coding region runs from base 487 to 4827 and encodes 1446 amino acids. Lineage: Eukaryota; Metazoa; Chordata; Actinopteri; Pomacentridae. Gene Ontology annotation, biological process: phospholipid transport. The record is from RefSeq and is a predicted model, not a curated record. Gene Ontology annotation, cellular component: cytoplasm. The transcript is spliced from 28 exons.
AUGUAACUGUAACCUGGUAUAUGAUCAUGAGCCACCGGCAGCGCUCAGCACAGGAGCCCGAAGCCCCGACAGGACAGCCGGCUACCGGAUGAUGAAGGAGCGGCGGUGACAGCGGCACUGACAGGCGGACACACACCGGGGAAUGAGCGCUGUGUGGGGGGGAACGACAGGUCGGACGCCCCUCUGCCUCCACUGUGGAACAUAAACCCCGACAUAUCAUCAGGCUGCCCUGUGAAAUACACCUUGAACCGCAGCGAUGUGGCUGGUAUCAGCGACGAGGACCACGGGUUGAGGAGCUGCAGACUGUGCAGGACAAAGGAUGGAAACAUCGCUGGAGAUGAACUGUCGGUGUGAAUAAUGAUGAGUCCCAUCCUCGCUAUUUGAACAUGCUGCUCGGGUAGCAAAGCCGACCAAGAGGAGAGUCUACCCUCUUACACUGGACACACACAUACUCACAGAGUCGGCUCAAUUGAUGCACAACCAACCAUGCUGAUCAAGGAGUAUCGUAUCCCCAUGCCGAUGAGCGUGGAGGAGUACCGCAUUGCUCAGCUCUACAUGAUCCAGAAAAAGAGCAGAGAGGAGAGUUGUGGCGAGGGCAGCGGGGUGGAGAUCUUGGAGAACAAGCCCUACGAGGACGGCCCUGGAGGUUCGGGUCAGUACACCCACAAGGUCUAUCACAUAGGCAAACACAUCCCGUCCUGGUUCUGUGCCAUCCUGCCUCAAGCUGCCCUGCGAGUGGAGGAGGAGUCCUGGAACGCUUACCCCUAUACGAGAACCCGGUAUACGUGUCCCUUUGUAGAGAAAUUCUCUAUAGACAUUGAGACAUAUUAUAAACCAGACACUGGAAAUCAAGUGGAUGUCUUCAAUUUGUCUUCUGCUGAGAAAAGACAGAGAACUGUAGACCCCAUAGACAUCGUAAAGGACUACAUCCCUCCUCAUGAAUACCUGGUGGAAGAAGACCCCAAGCUGUACCAGUCAGUCAAGACUAAACGGGGCCCGCUGUCGGAGGACUGGAUCGAAGAGAUCAGCCAGUUUCCCAGUCAGAGCGCCGUCAUGUGUGCAUACAAACUCUGCAAAGUGGAGUUCAGAUACUGGGGCAUGCAAUCCAAGAUUGAACGCUUCAUACAUGAUGUGGGCUUGCGCAAAGUGAUGGUUCGAGCUCACCGACAGGCGUGGUGCUGGCAGGACGAGUGGUAUGGCCUCACCAUCGAGGACAUCAGGCAGCUGGAGUUGGAAACUCAGCUGGCUUUAGCCAAGAAGAUGGCCCAGUACAGCCUCAACGAGGAGGGGGGAAUGGAGACCAAUGGCUCCUCAGUCAGCCAGGACCAGGAGCAGGGAGCAGAGGCAGAAGAGUCAGCUGCAGAGGGAGCUGGAGGGAAACUUGGAGAUUCACUGGAGACACGAGGGGAGCUCACCAAGCAGUGGUCGACAUCCUCCAGAUCCUCCAACAGGUCAUCAAAGAGAGGAGGUAGUCCAUCCCACCAGAGUAUUUCAGAAUGGAGGAUGCAGAGCAUCGCCCGGGACUCUGAGGACAGCACAGAUGAUGAGUUCUUUGAUGCUCAUGAGGACUUCUCUGAUAAUGAUGAAAUGUUUUCCAAGGAGAUCACCAAGUGGAGCUCUAACGACCUGAUGGACAAGAUAGAAACAAUAGAGGUGGAUGAAGCACAAGAAACUUUGUAUCAAGAGUUGGGCGGAGAGUGUUCCGUCAUGAGCAAUGAGGAGACGCAGAUGGAGGACUGUUCGUCUCAACAGUGUCUCCAGCCAUCCAAAAUCCACGUCCUCAUUCUGGUCCUGCAUGGAGGAAACAUCCUGGACACUGGCUCUGGUGAACAGAACAACAAGCAGGGAGAUGUAAACACGCUGAGUGGGUCUUUUGAGACUGUGAUGAGGGUCCAUUAUCCUACAGCACUUGGCCGCAUCGCCAUCCGGAUGGUGCCCUGUCCUGCUGUGUGUGUCGACGCAUUCUCACUAGUGUCCAAUCUUAGUCCCUACAGCUACGAUGAAAGCUGUCUGUCCAGCAGUCAGGACCACAUCCCACUGGCAGCUCUGCCUCUUUUGGCCACCUCUGCUCCACAGUACCAAGACGCCGUAGCGACCGUCAUCUUACGAGCCAAUCAGGUGUACAGUGACUUCAUCAGGUCUUUAGAAGGUGCCUCUUUUAGUGGCCAGGUCAGUGUGGACCCUGAAGGAGGGGUGAAGGAGGUGUGCGUUAUUGGGGACUGUGUUGGUGGUAUCCUUGGAUUUGAUGCUCUGUGCAGCAGCGCAGUGACAGUGUCAGAAAGCCAAAACAGUAGCAGACGGGGCAGCACCAUCAGCGUCCAGGACACAGACCUCCUUUCUCCGGGUAUCAUCAUAAACAGCGUUUCUCCUUCCUCGCCGUCGCUCGAAGGAAGUCGCCAUCUCAGCCGUAGCAACAUCGACAUCCCACGCUGCUCGGGGCCCGACGACCCUAAGAAACUGCUUCCACGCAAACGCAGCGACUCCUCCACGUACGAGCUGGACACCAUCAAACACCACCAGGCCUUUUUGUCCAGUCUUCACUCCAGCGUUCUCCAUGGGGAGCCCGGGUCUCGGCGCUCCAGCAACAGCACCAUGUUGGAGGGGGGCUCUUUAGGAAAGUUCGACUUUGAGGUGACUGACUUCUUCUUGUUUGGCUCUCCACUGGGGCUGGUGCUUGCACUGAGGAAGACUGUGGUGCCCUCCUUAGAUGUGUCGGCUCUGCAUCCAGCCUGUCAGCAGGUUUACAACCUAUUUCAUCCAGCUGACCCCUCAGCUUCCCGCCUCGAGCCUCUCCUGGACAAAAGGUUCCACCUGCUGCCUCCCUUUAGCAUCCCCCGCUAUCAGCGUUUUCCUCUGGGGGAUGGACACUCGGCUCUCUUGGUGGAGACGGUGCAGAGUAAUCCUCAGCUUAUGAUGGAAUCUAGUGGUGUAGCGCUCCACCGCUGCCCAGAAAGUAUCAGUGAGACGUCCAUCCCUGUGCCCGUCCUCAACUGGCAGACCUCGCAACUCCACACGGAGACGGAUGUUCUUCACUCACAUAUAUUUGUUGAUGGCCAGUACCCAUCGUCCACCUCCCCAGGGGUCCCACACCUCCGUUGCAACCGCAGGGCAAGUGAGGCCAGCAUAGCCAGCCAGGUGUCGGGUUUAGCCGACUCUUACACCGCCUCCAACAUAGCCACAACAAACAAAUGUGAAGUGAGCCACACUAAAAGGCCCAGUCUGCUUUCCCAGCUGGCUCUACCCUACAAUAAGUUUGCCUCUCGGAGCCCAUCUUUUCGAGCCCGCCAGACAAUCCGUCGGGUGUUUCCGAGACCCAGCGGUGUGGAGUCUGAGCAGAGCUCUGAAGUUAGCUCUGACAUGACCUCUGAAAUGACCUCUGACCUCACCGAUGUCACAUCUGACAUCACAAGCAUCAGCUCAGCGCCCCCGUCGCCCGGGGUGCUGAAGAAUAUAGAGCAAGUUGCCUCUCGUUGGUGGGGCAGUAAGAGGAUGGACUACGCUCUAUAUUGCCCUGAUGCCCUGACAGCAUUUCCAACAGUGGCUCUGCCUCAUCUCUUCCACGCCUCUUACUGGGAGUCCACAGACGUCGUCUCAUUCCUGCUCAGACAGGUAAUGAGACACGAGAACUCCAGUAUUUUGGAGCUGGACGGUAAAGAAGUGUCUGAAUUUACUCCGUCCAAACCUCGAGAGAAGUGGCUUCGCAAGAGGACCCAUGUUAAAAUUCGGAAUGUGACAGCUAAUCACCGCGUGAAUGAUGCCGUGUUCACGGAGGACGGAGCACAGACAGUGAUGGGACGCUUCAUGUAUGGCCCGCUGGACAUGGUGACCCUCACUGGAGAGAAGAUCGACAUCCACAUCAUGACCCAGCCUCCCUCUGGAGAGUGGGUGUACUUUAACACUGAGCUCACUAACAACAGUGGACGUAUCUCUUAUGUAAUCCCUGAGAGCAGAAGGCUGGGUAUCGGGGUGUAUCCUGUCAAAAUGGUGGUCAGGGGUGACCAUACAUUUGCAGACAGCUAUCUCACCAUUGUACCCAGAGGAACCGAAUUUGUUGUAUUCAGUAUUGACGGGUCGUUUGCUGCCAGUGUGUCUAUAAUGGGGAGCGAUCCAAAGGUUCGAGCUGGAGCUGUGGAUGUGGUGAGGUACUGGCAGGACUUGGGUUACCUCAUAGUCUAUGUAACGGGUCGUCCUGACAUGCAGAAGCAGCGUGUCGUGGCGUGGCUCUCUCAGCAUAACUUUCCUCAUGGUGUUGUCUCCUUCUGUGACGGAUUGGUUCAUGACCCGCUUCGACACAAGGCCAACUUUCUCAAAUCCCUCAUCAGUGAGGCUCACAUGAGGAUCUUUGCAGCUUAUGGCUCUACCAAGGACAUCUCGGUGUACACAUCCAUCGGCCUGCCUCCCUCUCAUAUCUACAUAGUGGGAAGGCCCACAAAGAAGAUGCAGCACCAGUGUCAGUUCAUCCCGGAUGGCUACGCCUCCCACCUCUCCCAACUAGAGUACAACCAGAGGUCUCGCCCGGCCAAGUCUGCCAGCACCCGCAUGGUCCUCCGUAAGGGCAGCUUUGGCUUGGGUGCAGCCGGAGGAGACUUCCUCCGCAAACGCAACCACAUCUUUCGCACCAUCUCUGCAUCUCAGCAGCCCGGAGGGUCUGGAUCCGGCUCCCCCAACCUGCCGGGCCGGACUGAGCGCACGUUGAGCCAGUGUGAAGUGGAGCGGGAACGAGGCAUCACGGCAGCAACCCAGCGGAGUAUGAGCAUCGCUGCAGGCUGCUGGGGCCGCAGCGGGAGCACCAGGGAGGGCAGCGGAGGGUUACUUGGCCCCAAGUAAGGUCUGAAAAUGGAGCUAUGGUGUUAAAGGACCCAGCCUGAGCUACCAUGAUAUCUGGAUAGAAGACAAAAGGGUGGAGAAAAGGAUGUGGAUGGAGGAUUUGUAGGUUAUAAAAUUAAAGGGAUGUAGCAUGAAUAACACACUAAACUGAUUGUUAGAGUUUAGAAAAGAGGGGUCUGUCCAGGAGGAGUGGACUAAUCAGGCCAAGUGGCAUACAGAGAACAAACUAGUUGUGUAGCAUGACUCUUUUACUGUAAUACUUUUAUAGGAUACAUCGCUAAUUACUUAAAAAAUGACAAGGAAGGAUUAAAUGAAAUAUUGUAAGCCUUAAACUAAUCUCGUGUAAUGGGACCCCCUCCCUUCCCUUUUCCAAACAACACACUGUCCAAGCAUUCACAUUCAUGAGCUCAGGGCAAACCGCAGAGCCAGAUCCUUCACCAAAACAUGGCGCUGAGGCCACAUUCAUUUGCCAGUCAUGGCAAAAAGCCAAUAAUUUCACUUCUGUUUCUGUCCCACUGUUUCCUACACUCUACCCAGCAAGGACUGACAAUAAGUAUAAAAACCCUCAUGAUGCAAAAAGAGAAGCAGACAAAAGCCGUGUUUCCAUUUAACUGUCAAAUGUUACAUAAAAUUUUUAAAAAAGAUAAUUAGAUUUGCUUCCAACUAACUACUUUAGAGUGAAUAAACUAGGCUCCAUAGUAUCGUCACAAGCCAGUAACAAAACUAAUUGUUUGCCAGCCACUAAAAAACCUUGAAUAAGAAAAAGAAACAUGUGAAACUUUGUCAUCUAUGAGCGCAAUGGAGAAACGUCUUUACCAGCUGUUUUCACUUGGGCAUGUAGCAAUUAUUCUUUUAUGUCAGCUGGCAUUGAACACGUUUCUAAACUGUUUGGAGAUGAAGACAACAAAAAAAGACACAGAUUAGUCAAGUGAGUAAAAUGUUCGCUACAUCAGAACUUGCUCAGAAGAAAUUUUUCCAUUUGACUUUAUGAAAACCAUCUCUAGCAAGCAUUAAAGUGUGGUUUGCAAAAUAAUUUUUUUGUUCUAUUGUUAUUUUGCCAUUAGAUUUUUCUAAUGCGAUCGAAGAAAAUGUGCAUAAAAAUAUGUUAUGGAAACACGGCUUAAGUAAAACGUGAAUGAAAUCUUGCUGUAAAGGGUCAGUUCAUCCACAUUUUAGAAAAAAAUAAUAAUAAUUAGACGCAUCUACCAGAGAUAUUUAAAGGUGGAGAUCAACGGACAUUUCAGUGGAAUUGCUUUACAAAUGAAAAUGGUUCAGAGCAAAUUAUUUUCCAUUGUAGGAAGUUGUGCAUCAUUUCAGGGUUUUUUGGGAUCUGACCACAAGAACUGUUCCUGUAGAACCUCUUUCAGGCCAUUUUUCUAUCCACUCGAUGUUCACAUCAAGUAGCAGUCUCCUCUAAAACAAUGCCACAACGCAAAAUCCACUGGCUAACAAAACAAACCUCCAUUGUUCUAUUUCCUACGUGCUCAUAGAACAGGAAUUACAUCCAUGAAGUAAUAUUUCUCAUUGUUUUGGUGCACUUAAAGGUAACAUUGCAGCCAAAGUUGUUUCACCUGCAAUGGAAACCUAAAGUCUUAAAGUUCUAAUACAGGAUGGAUUAUUUUUUUGGGGGGGGGUUUAUUUGGCCAAAAGCCCCGAUUUUCCUUUCAUAAGAUUAACGUGUUUGAUUCUGAGCCACAUGGUUCAAAAGGAUUGCUGUGUGAUUUGAUACAGUUCAGAUCUUCAUGGUCCCCAGAGGAUAAAUCCUCACUCUUUUUCAGUUAGUGCCUUUAGCAGUCAGAGUUUCUACUUAUCCAGGGAAACUGUUGAAUUGAAUUCGAAGGAAAAUGUUUGAAAGAUAAAUGUGAUGCCCAGGGUGGUGUUGUUUCAAAUGUUUAUUUCAAUUUCAUUUUUCUCUAUCCACUCUUAAGGAUAAUCGAACUUACUUUUACGCUGGUUUUUCAAAGCAGCAUUCAAUUAAAUGACCCUGAUCCAGAUACAAACAAUUCAGUAUCACCAGAUCCAGGUUACCAGUACUCUAAAUUUGACUACAUAUUACAGUGUAGACUACUAGCUUUUAAGUUUAAAUUGAAUGUUUUUUUUUUUACACUUUCUGAAAUCCAGCCUGAAUCCACGAUUCAACACUCAGUCUUUCAACAAUACAUUCUGCAGUUUUGAUGCACAUGAACACCUUUUUUGUUUGUUUUGAACAACCUGUUAUCAAGAUUUUAACUAUCAAUAGCCGAAAUCCAAUCAAAUUACUUCUGAACAACUAUGUUUAGAGCAUGAGUCUAUUGACUUUGGUGAUCCGGUGACUUUUCCUCUCGCACCAUCAUCCGGUUGACAACAACUACCGGUUGGAUUACUACAAAAUAUGAUACAGAUCAAAAUUUUAAUACUUUGGCUUAUGACCAAAACACACAAAAUUAAACUUAGCAUGCUAAGACACUAAGCUAGAGAUGUUACACAUGGUAAGCACCGUACUCAUUAGCAUGCUGACUGUAGCAUUUAGCUUAGUCUUGUCUGAAUGUAAGCUUUUAAUGCUAUGAGCACAAACAUGUUCUCACUGACUUUCACAGUUUUGAGAUGGAGAAACUGUUAAACAUAAAACCAAAACUUUCUGACUUUAUAGAUACCAAAAGCAAUGAGUGAGUAAAUCUGUACUUGGGAUGAACUGAUCCUUUUAACAGGUGUGAGGUAGAUUUGUGAAACAGUCUUGUUAAUCACUGAUGUUUUUAAAUGCAUACAGCUUGCAUUUUGCCGCUCCAGUUUUCAUUCCUCUCUGUGUGAGUCUCUGUAGUCGUUUCCCUUUCAGUGUGGCCUCUGGGCCGUGCAAGGCCUUAAUAUCCCACGAGACAUUUAUUCCACAGAGGGAAAAGCAGGCUGGAAAACAAGGCAUGCAGCAUUAAAGCAACAAAUGAAAUUCUGUACAGUCCACAGCAACAAUCCCUUUAUAUAUUCAUCUGCUUGCAAUACCUCUGGUCCACCUGCUGGUGGCGUUCUGUUUCCCACACCUGCUGCUGCUGCUGGGCGACACUUGUGUGGUGCUCCCCAGCUUUUUGCUCUUGUUGAUUGUACAGGACGGAGCUGGUGUUUCUGCUGAGGAGCCUGUUUCAUUUCAGACUGAACUGAGAUGCAGGAUUUCCUGUUUGUGUUCGUACCAAAUGGACUGAAGAAAGAGCUUGAAUGUUGGACUGAUCCUUUCAGUGGUGAUUGUGGUCAUCUCUUCGACUUCCCAGAGCAAACAUCAUUUUGCUGCUUCGUUGACUGAACUGUAUAUUUUCAUAACCAGGGGACGUAGAAGAAGAAGCAGCCACCUCAUGUCUGCAAUCCAAAAACAACAUGUACAAUGUAGUCAGAUUUUCUAGUGCUUAGAUCACUAAAUAAAGGAAACAUCUGCAGCUUUUCAGGGCUUAAAACAGCAGUCAGGUGCCUGCAGGAAAAAUGAAACCAAUUUGUAACUCAUAAUCCACUGGCCACUGAGAAACCCUCUACUAAUGUGCUUCCACUUAAAUGUCUCGUUUCCACUCAGUUUUACUUGAUGUGUGUAAUUCUGUGUAAUAUUUGGACUAUGCCCUCUUGUGUUCAAUGCAAAGACAUGCAUUUCUUUACACACUGAUUGAAUCUUCACCACAAACAUGGGAAAGAGGCUCAUUUCACCACUUUUAAAACGUGUUUUGAUAAAUAAGUGAGGAGGGGGGCUGCCAGAUAUGGAGCCAGUUUUGUGAAAUGCUUUGUUCGAAUACAUAUGAAGCACUAUGCAUUUACUCGGUACGUUCCAGAGUUAGCAUGUGUAUUCUUUUUAAUUUUACAUUCACACAGUUUGACUGUCAACAUAGUGUCAUACACAGUCUGGCAAGGCAAAUUCCAAACCGGGAAAAAACCAGAAAUGGAUAAAACAUAUAAGGUCGUGGAUGUUUUCAUACGGAUGGACUUGUGGUUGAGUGGUAUACACUAUCGUUCAAAAGUUGGGGUCACUUAGAAAUGUAUUUAUUUUUGAAAGAAAAGCAGUUUUUUCAAUGAAGAUAACACUAAAUGAAUCAGGAAUACAGUCUAGACAUUGUUAAUGUUGUAAAUGACUGUUCUAGCUGGAAAUGGCUGAUUUUUAAUGGAAUAUCUACACAUGUGGACAAAAUUGUUUGUACCCCUCGGUUAAUGAAAGAAAAACCCACAAUGGUCACAGAAAUAAUUUGAAUCUGAGAAAAGUAAUAAUGAACAAAAAUUCUAUGAAAAUUAACCAAUGAAAAUCAGACGUUGCUUUUGAACCGUGGUUCAACAGAAUUAUUUAAAAAAAAUAAACGCAUGAAACAGCCCUGGACAAAAAUGAUGGUACCCUUAACUUAAUAUUUUGUUGCACAACCUUUUGAGACAAUCGCUGCAAUCAAACGAUUUCUGUAACUGUCAAUGAGACUUCUGCACCUCUCAGCAGGUAUUCUGGUCCACUCCUCAUGAGCAGACUGCUCCAGUUGUCUCAGGUUUAAAGGGUUCCUUCUCCAGACGGCAUGUUUCAGCUCCUUCCACAGAUGUUCAAUAGUAUUUAGAUCAGGGCACAUAGAAGGCCACUUCAGAAGAGUCCAAUGUUUUCCUCUUAACCAUUCUUGGGUGUUUUUAUCUGUGUGUUUUGGAUCAUUAUCCUGUUGCAAGACCCAUGACCUGCGACUGAGACCAAGCUUUCUGACACUGGGCAGCACAUUUCUCUCUAGAAUACCUUGAUAGUCAAGAGAUUCCAUUGUACCCUGCAAAGAUUCAAGACACCCUGUGCCAGAUGCAGCAAAGCAGCCCCAGAACAUAACAGAGCCUCCUCCAUGUUUCACAGUAGGGACAGUGUUCUUUUCUUGAUAUGCUUCAUUUUUGGGUCUGUGAACAUAGAGCUGAUGUGCCUUGCCAAAAAAGUUCCAGUUUUGUCUUGUCUGUCCAUAGGACAUUCUCCCAGAAGCUUGGUGGUUUGUCAACAUGCAGUUUGGCAAAUUCCAAUCUGGCUUUUUUUAUGAUUUGUUUUCAACAAUGGUGUCCUCCUUGGUCGUCUCCCAUGAAGUCCACUUUGGCUCAAACAACAAUGGAUGGUGCGAUCUGACACUGAUUUACCUUGACCUUGGAGUUCACCUUUAAUGUCUUUAGAGGUUGUUCUGGGCUCUUUUGUUACCAUUCGUAUUAUCCAUCUCUUCAAUUUUUCAUCAAUUUUCCUCCUGUGGCCACGUCCAGGAAGGUUGGCUACAGUCCCAUGGAUCUUAAAUUUCUGAAUAAUAUGUGCAACUGUAGUCACAGGAACAUCAAGCUGCUUGGAGAUGGUCUUAUAGCCUUUACCUUUAACAUGCUUGUCUAUAAUUUUCUUUCUAAUCUCCUGAGACAACUCUCUCCUUUGCUUCCUCUGGUCCAUGUUUAGUGUGGUACACACCAUGUCACCAAACAGCACAGUGACUACUUGUAACCCUAUAAAUACGCCGACUGACUAAUUACAAGUUUGUAAGUAAGUAAGUAAAGUUUAUUUCUUAAGUGCUUCUCACAGAUAAAAAUCACAAAGUGCUUUACAAUUAAAUACUAGAAAAUAAAACAAACAAUAAAAUACAUUAAAUAUAAAAAAUAAAUACAAUAAAAUACAUAUACAAGACGAGAAGAAGAAAGAAAUUGUCAACCAAAUGCUUUCCUGAACAGCAGUGUCUUCAAGCCCUUCUUAAAAGAGUCCACAGAUUCAGCAAAACGGAGAGACAUUGGUAAAGCAUUCCACAAAGUUGGGGCCACAAACUGAAAUGAUCGCUCUCCUCGAGUUUUAUAGUUAGUCUUAGGAACCUCAAGCAGAUUCUGUCCAGCAGAACGAAGAGCACGACUAGGGGAGUAUGGAGUCAACAUAUCCAAUAUAUAAUGAGGAGCCUGACCAUGCAAGGCUCUGAAGGUGAGAACUAAAAUCUUAAAAUCAAUCCUGAAUUUCACAGGGAGCCAGUGUAACUCUGAUAACACGGGAGUGAUGUGUGAUCUCUUUGAGGUUCUUGUCAAAAGUCUAGCUGCUGAGUUUUGGACUAAUUGCAAUUUUCUAAAGACAGUCUGAUUCAGACAAGCAAAAACAGAAUUACAAUAGUCCAGCCGCGAAGAUAUAAAUGCAUGAAUGACUGUUUCUAAGUCUAUUCCUGCACAGCAUUUUCCGAAUUUUAGAAAUGUUUCUAAGAUGGUAAAAGCAAUUUCUGACAACCUGUUUGCAGUGUGUUUCAAAGGACAUGGCCUGGUCAAACACAACCCCCAGGUUUCUGAGGCUGGGUUUGACAGUGGGGCCAAGUGAGCCAAGAAGCUGCUUAAUCAGUGCAAUUUUAUCAUCAGGAGCAAAGAUAAGUGUCUCUGUCUUAUUUGAAUUUAUCUGCAAGCAGUUUGAUGUAAGCCAGUCCUUGAUAGCAGAUACGCACUCGAGAAACAAUGUCAAACGGUGAAAUUCAGACUCUUUAAAAGAACAAUACAACUGGAUGUCAUCAGCAGAAGUGAUAGGACACAUGUUUAAAUCUGUCAAUAAUAUGACCAAGAGGCAAAAGGUACAGUAAAAAUAAAACGGGGCCCAAAACUGACCCCUGUGCAACACCACAGGACAAAGCAUGAACAUCUGACAUUAUGUUGUUUAUAGAAACACAAAAUGUUCUGUCACGUAUGUAUGAGGAAAACCAUUUGAGGACAGAUCCAGAAAACCCCAUCUCAUUCUCGAGACGACUGAUCAAUAUACUGUGCUCCACAGUGUCGAAAGCAGAGGUUAAAUCAAGAAGCACAAGUACAGUAUAGCAACGAGAGUCUGCAGCCAUUUUUACAUCAUUAGCAACUUUAACAAGAGCGGGUUCAGUGGAGUGAAGUUUUCGAAAUCCAGACUGAAAAGAAUCAAACAAUUUGUGCUCUUCCAUAUAGGACGUCAAUUGGCCUGCCACUACUUUUUCCAGAAUUUUUGACACAAAUGGAAGUUUUGAAAUUGGCCUGUAGCUUUUAGGCUCUGAAGGGUCUAGGUGUGUCUUUUUCAGAGUGGGGUUUACCACAGCAUGUUUAAAGUAACUGGGAACCAAGCCAGAUUCAAAAGAAAGAUUUAUCAGUUUUACAACCCAAGGACCAACGACAUCAAAGAUUUUCAUAAAGAAUGAUGUAGGAAUAAUGUCAGCAGGGCUUGAUGAUAUUUUCAUUUUUCCCAUUAACGCUUUUACAUCCUGUAGGCAGACAGGUGUGAAUGAAGACCAAGAACACACUGGGGCAAACUCAAAAGAGGACAAAGUGGUCUGGGGUGUAUUGAUGUUGGCCCGGAUAUCCUCCACUUUGCUCACAAAAAACAUCAUAAAGUUAUUGCAGUCCUCCUUGGAGUAAACAGGCACACGAGGUGCAGAGGGCGCAACAAGAUUGUCAAUAGUGUCAAAAAGAACAUUAGGGUUUUUCUUGUUAGAAGAAAUCAGGUUAGAGAAAUAAGUAGAACGAGACUGAUUUUGUAGACACCUGUGAUGCUAAUUAGAGGACACACCUUGAUUGAACAUGUCCCUAUUGUCACAUUAUUUUCAGUCUUUUCUAGGGGUACCAUCAUUUUUGUCCAGGCCUGUUUCAUGAGUUUAUUUUUAAAAAUAAUUCUGUUAAACCACGGUUCAGAAGCAAUGUCUGAUUUUCCUUGGUUAAUUUUCAUAGAAUUUUUAUUUACUAUUACUUUUGUCAGAUUCUAAUUAUUUCUGUGACCGUUGUGGGUUUUUCUUUCAUUAACCGAGGGGUACUAACAAUUUUGUCCACGUGUGUACAUAGGGGUACAGAGGAACAUUUCCAGCAACCAUCACUCCUGUGUUCUAAUGCUACAUUGUGUUAGUUAAUGGUGUCGAAAGGCUAAUUGAUGAUUAGAAAACCCUUGUGCAAUUAUGUUAGCACAUGAAUAAAAGUGUGACUUUUCAUGGAAAACAUGAAAUUGCCUGGGUGACCCCAAACUUUUGAACGGUAGUGUAUGUACACAGAGCUGUGUGGAAACGAGGUGCAGGUGAUGGGCAAAAUGAAAAAAAAAAUCACAUAUUUUGUUAUUUAUAGUUUCUUUACUCAAUCAUAAUUGACUGUUUUAUCACAUGGUAAUCACAGGGAAGUGCACCAAUAUCUGUCAAAUAUGUUCACACAGACUGAUCAUGCUAACUGCUGUACGUAGGAAACCCUCCAAGACGACACUGGGAGCAUGAUUAGGAAGAAGGAUCCCAGCAACCUAAAGUGGUUUCAGUGUUGAAAUUAGCACCUGACUGCAUUAUAACCUUGACAAACUGUCAACUUCUCCUUUAGUUCUGUGUAAGCUUUUGGAGUACAGAUGUGUGGAGCAGCUCUGCCGCUUGUUUGCUUCAUUUUACUCUGCUGUCGUUUACGUCUUGCUUCCACUAUGUUUCAACAUGUGUGAUCAGUGACGUGUUCAGCCCGUAACAGAAGCCAAAAUCUUUCUCUAGCACUGUAGUGAAUCAACUGUGUAACCUCAUUGUUAAUUUUUGCACUAGUUUAAGGUGGACAUAUCCUGUAGUUACCAUCUCAUGUUGUUACGUUUGAACACCUCUGUAGUGCAUGACGCGUUUUAUCGUUUAUGUCCGGAUAUACUGUAUGUGCUAGGAUGCACACGUCUGUACAUUUUGUCAGGAGUUAAAAAUAAUGUAAGUAUUUGUGCCAAACAGUACGUGGAGAAGUCUAGAAAAGUAUUUAGACCCGGGGUUUUCAAAGUCUGGACCCCCUUUUGCACCCUCCAAGCUUUUCUUCUAUUAUUAUUAUUAUCUGUCUGAUUGGUGGAUUCAUGUCUUGGAACUGCAGUUCCCAUAAUGCUUUGAAAGUCCGUGUUGUUUAUAUAGCACAUUUAAAUCACAUUCUUUCCAGAUAAGAAAAAAAGAUUUGACUUUGCCAAACAAGUUUAAAUGUUAAGGUAUCGAUUAAAUGCGUAAUUUAAUUAAAAGACACGAUCCUUAAAGACUCUUCUAAACAUCUGAAUAAAUAUUGUGUCAGUUGAAUGAAAAAUACUCAUUUUAAAACCCUUUCUCUAGCACCUUAGUCAGCAGACUAUCUUUGUUUUGAUUCAGCAACAGAGGUCAAAUAUUUUUAGUAAAAUGAUUCAAGGACUCUUAACAGUUUAUUUAUUUUGUUAUUUAACAAAGUAUUUAUAGAAAGUUUACUCUGAAAGCAGUGACUAGCUCGGUUACUCAAAUGCUAAAACAUGGAGAGUACAAAAUAACUGUGCAGGAACUUAAAAAAAAAAAGUACAUUUGUUUACAUUUUGGCAUCAUUAAAAGUAUUCCACCUUAGUUAUUAUCAGCUCCUGUUUGCAGCGUACCGGUGAAUGUAAAGACAACUAUCACUGGAUUAAUGUGAUACUGAAGAAGAUCCUAAAAUUAUGGUUCUCAGGCAAGCUCUGCAGUCAUAGGAGCCUCCUCUGACUUCGGAGCAGAUUAUGAAUGUUUACCAGCGAUGGAUGUUAGAUUAAAUGAGAUUCUAAAAAGUUUAAGUCCUACUGAUUCUAAAAAUGACUUCAGUGCAGUUGUUUCUGACAAAGUUAUGCCUCUGAGAAGUGAGGAUGAUUUUUGGUGUUAAUUGCAUGCACCAGUUCCUUUUGUCUUACAGAACAGGGAGGUCCUCCCGGUUUGAAAACCCCUGAUUUAGACUGCAUCAACCUUUUAUGAUAGUAAGCACAGUGUGUGCGGAGAGCAUUUCUUACUGCUUUGACUGCAUUCUGUGGCUCCAUGUUGUUUGUGUUGUCUUUGUAUGAGAAAGAAAAGUGUCUUUAAUAGAAAUGAGGGCAGAGACGGAGCUGAAAUUGUGGACAAUAAGUUAUUUAAAAAGAAGUGCUGGACCUUUGCGGUGGGUGCCAGGUUUUUGUAAAACGUUCCCUUCGGCUGAGUUGAGUCCGCCCCUCCGGAUUCUGAGACUGUUCAGGAGCCGUGGCUGCAUCAGUGUACAUACUGUAAAGAUGUAUAUGUAGGACUUCUAUGGUUGAGAGGUAUUUAUUUAUGUAAGGAUCACAAUGUUACUCUAGAAAUUUCAGGUGAAAUAUAUUUGAAAUAUGUAGCAUUUUAUUUGUCAUUAAGUCUAUGGACCAGCGCGGGAAGGUUUUUGUGUUUACCAGUGCAAUAUUCAGUCACAGCAGGUGCACAACCCUCCACAACACAACCACACACCGCCUGCAGCUGUGUUUCACACCUCCUGGAGACUAUUUGUAUUCCAGCCUCUGUCGACCUCUGCUGUCUCUUUACAACAGUCAGUCUACUGCUGAGUGUUUUAUAGGACUUGCUGUACCUAUUUUUCAAACUGGAGUAUUUUACAGAAUCUUUGAAAUGUAACUCGAGACUGUUUUUGUCAGUCAGCAGCGGUGCAUGGAAAAGUAAAACCCCAUAACAAAGAAAAAACUAUUUAACAAGCUGUUGCAUGUCGUCUAAUCAAAUUGGAACAACGUAACCUUCAUGCUUAACAAUAAUAAACCUGUUAUGUUGUCCACGAUGUCCUCACUGUUUAAUGACGUAUGUUAUGUAUGGAACAAUUCACAGAUUAUAUUUGAGAUUAUUGCCACUGUUGGAUAAGAAGCAACACGUUUCUAGAUCUUCAGCUCAGUUUAAACACAGUCCAGUGUUAGUUUGUGGUUCCACUUUCUAAUAAUGCAGCCUUUAAAAGGGUUAUAAACUGGCUUCACUGAUAGGUAAAAGAGUAGUUUGGUACUUCGGGAAAUGCUAAAUGUUAUACCAGCUGUCAACUAAAUAAUGAAAUCAUUAUCAGAAACUGCUUUGCAGAAUCAUUUGAAAGAUUUUUAAAGCAAAAAUAGUGAAGAACAGUUUCUCAAAUUUGAGAAUGAUGUUCGUUUUCUCUCAUUUCUAUGGUAAUUAUCUGAUUAUCUUCAGGUUUUAGACUGUUAAUGGAACAAAACAACAACAUCUGACCAGUAUCCUGGGCUGAAAAGUCACUAUGGACAUUUUUGUCCUAUUUUUGACACGUACCAGCAUCUUUCUGACUCAUUACUAGUCUGUUUAAUCUGCGCAUAAAUACACUGUUCAAAAGUUUGGGGUCCCUUAGAAAUGUCCUUAUUACUGAAAGAAAAGCUGUUAUUUUCAAUGAAGAUAACAUUAAAUGAAUCAGAAAUACAGUCUAGACAUUGUUAAUGUGGUAAAUGACUAGUCUAGCUGGAAACAGCGGAUUUUUAAUUGAAUAAUAGGGGUACAGAGGAACAUUUCCAGCAACCAUCACUCCUAUGUUCCAAUGCUACAUUGUGCUAGCUGAUGGUGUUGAAAGGCUAAUUGAUGAUUAAAAAACCCUUGUGCAACUAUGUUAAGUACAUGAAUAAAAGUAUGAGUUUUCAUGGAAAUCAUGAAAUUGUCCGGGUGACCCCAAACUUUUGAACGGUAGUGUACCUGUAAAAAUCACUAUCCAGCUUAGCUCAGCAUGAAGACUGAAAACUUAAAAACUGUUCGAUAAAGCUCACAGAUUGAUUCAUUAGAUCUGGUCUGUUUAUGUCGUGUGAAAUACGUGUCUGCCUAAAUGUAGCAAAAUUCCCCGACUUCCAUGUCUAAAGCUCACUAACUGACAUGUUAUACGUAGUUUGUUUAAUUCGUGCAAAAACUUAAACAAGUGGAAACAACAAUCUGGUUUAGUCAGUUGCUGUGGUGAUUUUUGGAGAAUAGAAUCUGCCUUUGAACAUCACUGAAGCUCACAAAUUGAUCUGUUACAACUAGUUUGAGCACAAAAACUUAAAGAUGAACGCACAGUAAUAGUUUUAGCUCAGCAUAGCAUAAAAAAUUCAGUGUAGGGGAAAUAGGAAAAGACUGAUUCUGUACAAAGGUGAUAAAAUCCACCAAUCGACAUCUGUAGAGAUUACAAAUUGACUUAUUUUUAAUCUCUGCAGUGUAAACACAACAGUUUGGUUAGCUUAGCUUAGCUUUAGCAUAAAGGCUGAUUCAGUUUCAGUUUAAUAUGAUUGGUUUUAGACUAUGUUAGCCUUAAAUGAAUCUUUUCAGUAUUUUUGACAUUUAAUAGAUGUGAUUAGUCAAUAACAAAAAUUAUCAUUAGUAACAGCCCUGCUUGGAUUACAACAGAGACUGAAAGCAUCGAUAAACUGGAGCUACUGUUACCUCUAAAGCUCAAUAAUUGGCCCAAAACAUGUCGCACUUUCCGUCUGUAAAAGCAACAGCAACAAAAAAACUAUUUGGUUAGCUUAGCUUAGCUUAGCGUAAAGACUCAAAACCCACAGCUUGUCUCUGUUCUGAGGUAAACUUUAUCUUCCCAAACUCUUUGACUGCUCAACAUCUGGAUUUCUGUCAAACAGCUGGCCCUAAAACAAUUAAUUUUUACAACUGCAACAUUGAUGAUCAAAAUUCUAAAUUUGUCACUUAGCAACAUCAAUAAUAGCAGAAUAAAUCCAGGGUCAUUUAUAAAAGGAUUGCUAGAAUUUAAAACAGACACAUUACUGAGUAAGAAUUUAUUUCCACCAAUCUGCCAAAUGAAAUAUUUAUUCAUGCCCGAACUAUCAAUGAAUAAAUCUUUGUUGAAGGCUACCUUUUUAGAAAGUGGUGCUGACAUUUUAUUAUAUAAAUUUACAUUUAACGCCAACAUUUGGGACUAUUUUGUAUAUAAACCUCUAUAUUAAAAUUUCACAAAUCCUGUAGGACUGUAGAUCUUUGACAGAUGGUAUUGUGUUAGAUUGCAUGGUGGCAAUAAUUACUAAACACAGUAUCUGAGAUUAGAUUUACAUGUUCAGAUUUGUAAAUGUUUCAGUAAGGCUUUAGUUUAACCCCAUCUUUUUCAUAUCGGCAGUGUAUAAAUAUUUAAUAAAGUUAAAUGGUUUAUAGCAUAGUGGUAUGCUAUUAUACACACCUUUAAACAUGUUUAUUUGUUACAAAUGUAACUGCCCCCACAUCCUUUACUGGAUUAUAAACAAUUAGUGACUUGCUUUAAGCUCUUAUUUUAAAUUUAUACAUUUUAAUGUUUUAUGAAUGUAUGCAUAAAUACACUGUAAAUGUCCGUAUAUCUGCCUACUGCUGCAUUAUAGUGCCAUGAAAUGUUUAUACACUGCUUAUAAAUGUGAUCAGAUUGGAUUAAAACAAUAUUUCUGCAUCAUGGUAGCUGCUCUAACUCGUUUCUACAAGUUUCAGUUGAUCCUUUGAUCGUCGUCACUGACAGCCACUGAUCAAAGUACUGCAGCAGGAUCACAGUUACUCCUCUCACAUGUUCAGUAGCUACUGAUGUCUCCUAGUUCUUACAGAUCUGUGAGUCUGGGCCCCGAAGCUCUUCACCAUUUUCUGUACCGUGGAAUAAAUACAACUGGACAGUAA